AUGUCAUCUGUAGAUGCUAAAGGAAUUGGAGCAACUAGUGAUGGAAUUGAUGAUGCUGACCUUGUUCUCUUACUAACUGGCUUUGAGGAAACCCUAGGUGAAGAAUGUAAAUCCAUGGGAAUAGGGGAUGACCCUUUUCUUUUUGCAACAGAGGCUUUCUUGGUUCUACCUGAAGCCAUUUUGGUUUUAGUUUUAGCCUCAUAUUGUGGUGUGAGAGUAAUCGGCGGGAUGAGGGAGGGUGUUUGGUCUUGGGGUAGUGGUGGUGAAAGUGGUGGUGGCAAUUGUGGUGGCGGUGGUGGGCUUGGUGGUGAUUGUGGUGGUGGUGGUGGGCUUGGACUUGGGGUAGGGUUUGCGCUAGCAGACGGUGAAGAAGGAGUGGCCAUUUUCAAUUUAGCAGAUCUCUUGGAUUUACGGGGCUUGUGGGUAGACCAUAUCUUGGUUCUCACCAUUUAA
This is a messenger RNA of Hevea brasiliensis (rubber tree), 453 nucleotides long. RefSeq lists its product as uncharacterized. Bases 1 to 453 code for a protein of 150 amino acids. NCBI's taxonomy places the organism in Eukaryota, Viridiplantae, Streptophyta, Magnoliopsida, Malpighiales, Euphorbiaceae. The transcript is spliced from 3 exons. The record is from RefSeq and is a predicted model, not a curated record.